Haliotis rufescens (red abalone) is the source of this 1633-nucleotide messenger RNA. Its product is annotated as very-long-chain (3R)-3-hydroxyacyl-CoA dehydratase 3-like. The record is from RefSeq and is a predicted model, not a curated record. The transcript is spliced from 10 exons. Gene Ontology annotation, biological process: very long-chain fatty acid biosynthetic process; fatty acid elongation; sphingolipid biosynthetic process. The coding region runs from base 12 to 1115 and encodes 367 amino acids. Gene Ontology annotation, molecular function: 3-hydroxyacyl-CoA dehydratase activity. Lineage: Eukaryota; Metazoa; Mollusca; Gastropoda; Lepetellida; Haliotidae. Gene Ontology annotation, cellular component: endoplasmic reticulum membrane.
AAGCUGCAACAAUGGCGGAGGUUCUCAGCCCAUUUGUGUACUGGGGACAGGGAAAUGAUUUUGUUUCCCUCAAGAUCGAUCUAAGAGACAUUGAGGAUGAAGUAGUGGACCUGAGAGAAGACUCUCUGACAUUUUAUGCUCAAGGGAAUGGCUUGAAAGGAAACAACCAAUAUGGCUUCGACAUUGAUUUUUAUCUUCCAGUUGAUUCUGAGGAGAGCAAGUACAGGGUCACAGAGACCAGUGUGGAGUUUCAUAUCAAGAAGGUUGGGGAAGGGGAGGUGUGGCCCCGUCUCACUCACAAGCAGAUGAAGCUGCCCUGGCUCAAGAUUGACUUUGAUAAGUUCAUGGAUGAGUCAGAUAAAGAACAGGAAGAACAAGAGCUGUAUGGUGAGAAAGAGUUCCUUGAUAGAAUCGAAAAAGAGAUUGGAACUGGUGAUGCAACAGCAAAAACACCCAACUUCAAGUUGUCUUACAUCUUCAUGUACAACCUGUUCCAGUUUAUAGGAUUCUUAUACGUGACAGUCAUUUUGCUGUACAAGUUCUUCAGAUAUGGAGAGGAAAUCAAACACACUGCAUUUGAGGCUGUUGGGGUCCAGCUGAUGGUAUGUCAAGCAGUAGCAUGUCUGGAGGUCAUACACCCAAUGCUUGGUCUCGUCAAGUCGGGCGUCUUUGCUCCCCUAGCACAGGUCUUUGGCAGAAACUUCAUCUUAUUUGGACUACUUCUCCAAGAGCCACGGCUACACAGUGCCCCAGCGGUGUGGUACCUGUUUGUGGUGUGGAGCGCAGUAGAGCUCAUUAGGUACCCCUUCUACAUGCUGAGCAGUAUAAAUAUGGAAGUGAAAUUCAUCAAUUGGAUGCGCUACACUGUGUGGAUCCCUCUCUAUCCUCUUGGAAUUCUCUUUGAAGGGACAAUAGUGAUAAUGUCCAUCCCCCUGUUUGAGCAGACAGGAAGGUUCAGUGUAACAUUACCCAACUCGGCCAACUUCGCCUUCUUUUUCCCCUGGUUCCUACAUACAUAUCUGUUUCUCCUGGCACUAGCUGGGUACAAGAUGAUGAACUACAUGUAUUACCAGAGGAAGAAGAAGCUGGGAGAUCAGAAACUGAAAACAACUUGAAUGACAGCUGUCAAUCAUCUGUCAGAUGUCAAGAGUGAACAGAACGCCAAAUCCAACAGUGUUCAAUAAUCUGUAUGCUAGAUGUCAAGAGUUCAUUGUUUGACCAAUCAUGUUGUUUAUCACACACUGUCUCCACUUUAUGAAUGUGACCUUAUGAAUGACAGGAAUAAUGGGAAUUACUUUACUUUACAAAUCAUUUUAUGAUGUUUAUUCACAAAUUACAUCUACAUUAUAUAUCUAGUUUAAUACAGUGUACAGCAAUUGACACAUAAUUUGUCAAGUCAAUUUUAUGGCUUUUUUGGUGAGCAGCUUUUUGCCUUUGUAAGCCUGGACAAACAUCUAUCCUUACAAACAAAGUCAGUUUUAAUUGCUAUCCUCAAUUGUGUUCAAUGACAUAUAAUUUUUUAAUUUGAAGUUUACACGAUAUACGGCUUUUCCAUUGGACGAGAGGCCGGUCAUAUGAACGCGAAAUUGACGUUCAUAAGUGUAUGAACGACACAAUUUGACGUUCAUACGUU